Molecule: messenger RNA, 2062 nt
Organism: Apis mellifera (honey bee)
Lineage: Eukaryota; Metazoa; Arthropoda; Insecta; Hymenoptera; Apidae
Gene: Arpc2
Product: probable actin-related protein 2/3 complex subunit 2
Exons: 7
Coding region: 139-1059 (306 amino acids)
Biological process (GO): Arp2/3 complex-mediated actin nucleation; actin filament polymerization
Cellular component (GO): actin cytoskeleton; Arp2/3 protein complex
Molecular function (GO): structural constituent of cytoskeleton; actin filament binding
Source: RefSeq, a predicted model, not a curated record
UAUGUUAAACCUACGAUCACUUGGUUCAAGAGAAAAGAUUAGAAAUUAGUCAGAAUCGUGUAUAUGAUUGAAUUUCUCAGUAGAUAAUUAAUAAUUACUGUGUUAUAAUAUUAAAAUUAAUUAAUAUAAGAUAUAAUAAUGAUUUUGUUAGAGAUACACAAUAGGAUACUAGAAGAAACAUUAAAUAACAAAAUAAAAAAUGCUCUGUCGGGUCAUAAACCAGAAUCUACAGAUGUUGUUAUAGCAGAUUUUGAUGGAGUUUUAUUUCAUAUUUCUAAUUUAAGUGGUGACAAGUCAAAAAUUAGAAUAAGUAUUUUACUUAAAUUUUAUAAACAAUUGCAAGAACAUGGGGCUGAUGAAUUACUUAUACGUGAAUAUGGACCUUAUCUUAUAGCUCCUGAAAAUGGUUAUAACGUGUCUGUAUUAAUAGAUUUGGAAAAUUUGCCUGAAAAUUGGGAAUCAUUAGUUAAAAAAAUAGCACUUUUAAAAAGGCAUUGUUUUGCUAGUGUUUUUGAAAAAUAUUUUGAUUUUCAAGAAGAAUAUUAUGAUUCACCAGGUACACAAUUGCAAAAAAGGGCAGUCAUUCAAUAUAGAGAUGAAGAAACAAUGUAUGUUGAAGCCAAAAGUGAUAGGGUAACAGUGGUAUUUAGCACAAUAUUUAAAGAUGAAGAUGAUAUGGUUAUUGGAAAAUUAUUUUUACAAGAAUUGAAAGAGGGGAGACGUGCAAGUCAUACAGCUCCACAAGUUUUAUUUAAUCAUCGAGAACCACCAUUAGAAUUACAAGAUUCUGAAGCAGCUGUUGGAGAUUGCAUUGGAUACAUUACAUUUGUAUUAUUUCCAAGACAUACAAACAGAGAAGCUCGUGAUAAUACCAUUGAUUUAAUACAUAUGUUUAGAAAUUAUUUACAUUAUCAUAUUAAAUAUAGCAAAGUUUAUAUUCACUCAAGAAUGCGUACAAAAACAACAGAUUUUUUAAAAAUAUUAAAUAGAGCAAGAUCUCAAUCAAAAAACACUGAGAAAAAAACUAUCACGGGUCGAACAUUCAUUAGGAAGGAAUGAGUGUAAACAUAAAAUUAUAUUUCUUAUAUUGUUUUAAUAAAAGAUAAAUGAUUUCUCAUUUAUCUUAUAGAUUUAUUAGAAAUUUUUUGAUCUUCUGGCAAGAAAAUUUGUUAUUGUUUAUAACAAAAGAUUCUAAUUCAUCAUAUGACUUAAAAACUAUCAAUUUUUGAGUCUUAACAUUCAUUAUCUAUGAACAAUAUAUUGUUCUUUAUAAAAACUCUAUAUUGCUAAAUACACUUGAAAUGUGUACACAGCAAUAUGAUUGAAAAAUCAUUUUAUAUCGAAAUUUUUUAAAUAAUAUUAUCAAAAUACAUAAAAUUUUCAAAAAAAUCAGGGAAUAGUCUGUUUAUGAAUAAAAUUAAAAAUAAUUUUUACUUUACUCUUUUAUUUUUACUCGAUAAAAUGUAAUUAAUUCUAUCUUUAAAAUCAAAGAUACAUAAUCAUACUUCUAUUUCUUUAAAUUUUUUGUCUUUAUAAAUUCACGAAAAUGAUAUUUUUUUUUUUAAAUUCCACGUACAACGAAAAUGUUUAAAAUAACAAGAAACGCGUGGAUUUUAUAAAAUAAUAUAUUGAUGUAUCAUUUGUAUUUUUAAUAACAUAGAUGUCUUUUUUGAUAAAUUAUUUUUAUUAGCUACAUUUUAUUGUCUCUCUCAUUAACAUAUUAAUUGUAAUAUAAUAAAAGUAUUAAUUCUAUAUUAUAAGUGAUAUAAUUAUCAAACCUUUGUUUGUAUUAAUUGAAAAUAUUAGUUAUUGUGAAAAUUAAUAAUAAUAUAUAAUUAGUAAAUGGAUAUAGGGAUUGGAAAAUAAGAUUAAGAUAAAAACUAGGGUGUGCCAAAUAGGGAUGUUCAUUAAUAACCACACCUCUUUAUUUAACACUGACAUAAAAGCUACAGUAUGUGCCUCAUAGAAUUUCAGUUAUGCGCGUUUUUCUACAAAAUACACAUUCUGUUUAAAGUUUAUUGUAUUAAUUAUUUUUAUAAUUAAAUGAAAAAAAUUUUAAAUC